UUUGCAUUUGAUUCCCAGGGCUAUGACCGUUUAUUAAUAACAUCUUGGGGUCACGAUCCAGGAGUAGUCCCCACUUCGAAUGUGCUUACUAUGUUGAAUGAUGCUUUAACCCAUUCUGCUGUCCUGAUUCAGGGACACGGCAUACAUGGCAUGGGGGAAACAAUCCAUAUUCCAUUUCCGCUUGAUGAAGCAGAACAGCAAGGAGAUUUUUCCCGUCUCAACAUGGGUGUCCAUAAAGCAAUGAAGAUGUUGAGGGAAAAGAUGGACCUGCAGCACUUCUGCGGCUACAUCACUAUGUUGAACCCUUUCAGUCACCCCGUGAAGAGGAAGCUGAGCGAUGCAUCUGAGGAAAAAGGUGAGCCAGAGCUUGCCCUGGGCUCAGAUGUAAACGGAAGCACAGAGUCCUUUGAAAUGGUCAUUGAAGAGCCUUACGUAGAUCCUGCUGCUAAACAAGGCCCAGAAGUCCCUACCACAGAACUGGAGUGGGUUCCCUUGGAACUGAGCUUCGGAAUCCCACUGUUCAGCUCGGACCUCAACCGAAAAGUCUGUCGAAAGAUCGCCAGCCAUGGAUUAUGCAGCAGAGACAGCCUUCAAAAACUGUUACAUUCCAGCAGAAAACUUUCCCUGCAGGUCCUUAGUUUUGUUCAUUCAUUCCAG
Molecule: messenger RNA, 657 nt
Organism: Thamnophis sirtalis
Lineage: Eukaryota; Metazoa; Chordata; Lepidosauria; Squamata; Natricidae
Source: RefSeq, a predicted model, not a curated record